AUGCCAUCCACCAACGGAACGAACGCCAAGCUGACGCUGUACACGGCCAAAGUGUGCCCUUACGCCGCGCGCGCCGAGCUUGCGCUGGCAGUCGCCGGCAUCGAUUACGAGACGUUUGCGGUGGACCUGCUCAACAAGCCCGAGUGGUACGCCGAGCGGAUCAAUGCUGCUUCCAAAGUGCCGGUCCUCGUCAGCGAGGAGAACGACCACCAAUUCAAACUGCCAGAAUCACUCGUGAUCGUGGAAUACAUUCACGACCUCACCUCGUCCAUCUUCACCUCGACCUCGCCUGCCCACAAGGCGACCUCGCGCUAUGUGGUGGAGCGAUACGCGCAGCUCGUGCAGCCGCACUACUACGCGGCGGCCAUUUUGCGCGAUGAAGCUGCGGUGGGCAAGCUGAGGGAGGGGUUGAGGUCGUUCAAUGACCUGUUGGAGAGCUUUGAUCAAGGCAAAGGAGAUUUUGUGCUGGGUGAGGAGAGGUUCGGAUACGCCGAUCUCAACAUCGUCCCCUUUGUAGGGAGGAUCUUGAGCAUCAGCAAGCACGGUCUGCUUCCCGAGAGAGAGGGCAACAAGGUCUACGACGAGGUGCACGCGGGCGGAGAGGGGUUCGGCAGACUCAAGCGAUGGUGGGACGCAGUCGAGCAAACAGAGGCGUGGCAAAAGGUCUGGGAUGAACAGGGCUAUCUCGAGCCGGUCAAGCGAAAGCUGGCGCAGCAGUCGUAG
Kalmanozyma brasiliensis GHG001 is the source of this 723-nucleotide messenger RNA. RefSeq names its product Glutathione S-transferase, N-terminal. The transcript is spliced from 2 exons. NCBI's taxonomy places the organism in Eukaryota, Fungi, Basidiomycota, Ustilaginomycetes, Ustilaginales. Bases 1 to 723 code for a protein of 240 amino acids. Gene Ontology annotation, cellular component: cytoplasm. The record is from RefSeq and is a predicted model, not a curated record.